Malassezia vespertilionis is the source of this 1056-nucleotide messenger RNA. RefSeq lists its product as uncharacterized. The coding region runs from base 1 to 1056 and encodes 351 amino acids. Gene Ontology annotation, molecular function: 2-methoxy-6-polyprenyl-1,4-benzoquinol methyltransferase activity. Gene Ontology annotation, biological process: ubiquinone biosynthetic process. The transcript has 2 exons. The record is from RefSeq and is a predicted model, not a curated record. NCBI's taxonomy places the organism in Eukaryota, Fungi, Basidiomycota, Malasseziomycetes, Malasseziales, Malasseziaceae.
AUGGCGCGCUGUUUCGCACCGCAGUGGCGCAGUGCGCAGCGUGCAUUCUGUACCGGCACAUCAGAACGUCUGUCAUCCUACUCGUCUGUGGACCCUGUCGAUAUCGCACACUUUGCGCGGCUUGCCGAGCACUGGUGGGACGAGGACGGGGAAUUCAAGCCGCUGCACAGGAUGAACCGCGUGCGCGUGCAGUUUAUGCGCGAGAAGCUCGACGAGGUGUAUGGAUGGGAUGCAGCGAUGGCAGACGUGCUUGGCAAGCCGAUCGCGGCGCGCGCGGCGCCGGCGGAAUUCCUCCGCGGGACGCGCCUGCUCGAUAUCGGGAGCGGCGGCGGCAUUUUGACCGAGAGCGCCGCGCGACUGGGCGCUAGUGUUACUGGUGUGGAUGCUACCGAGGCAAACAUCCGCACCGCGCUGUUACACGCCGAGCAGGAUCCAAGCCUGCACGUUCGCACCGAUCCGCACACGUCACAAGCGCAUUCGCUCGCGUACGUGCAUGGGACGGCCGAGUCGCUGCUUGCGUCCGGCAAGCAAUAUGAUAUCGUGACUGCGAUGGAGGUUGUCGAGCAUGUGCACGAGCCUGCCGAGUUUCUGCGCUGCAUCGGGAGCCUCUUGCGGCCGGGCGGGCACCUAUUUCUCUCUACCAUGUCGCGCACUGCGCUCUCCUACGUUUUGACUAUUUUUCUCGCGGAGAAUGUGCUGCGCGCAGUGACGCCCGGCACACACCGGCACGCCCAGUACAUCAAUCCCCACGAAAUGGUCGAGUUUUUCAAGACGAUGGGCUGGAUUCGCACUGGCGAUCCGGAUGCGGUGCCGCGCGCGCGUCUUUCCAACGGCGCGCCUGUGGCGCCUGUGCCGCCGCGCCUGCAAUUUGAGACGCGCGGCACCAUGUAUCUGCCCGUGCUGGACCGGUGGGUGCUUGCGCCGCAGCGCGUCGCGGAUGCGCAAGCGACGGCGCAAAAUACACCGCGCUGGAUUCCCUCGGCGCUGGGCGGAGCGCAGCGUAUCACGGAGCAAUGCAACUACUUUUUCUGGGUGCGCAAGCCGCUGGAUGCGUGA